UCGCAUUAUACAAUGUGCUGAUUAAUAACGAGCGUCCCGCGUGUUUUGCGUUAUGUUUUAUAAAAUAUUUAUUGUUUACAUAAUUCUGGCUGAAUCAAUAGCUUAUUACGAGCAAGGGCAAACAAAGAACCAAAUUGGCGGGAAACCUCGACGAAAACAUGUAAAUUGGACGUUCAAGGAUUAUUUGAAAAAAUACGAUCCCCGCACUGUCUGGGAUAAGAUUGAUAAGAUUAAGAAGAAAGGCAUAAAACUAACAAUAAAGGAAGAAAUAGACAUCUUCAUGAAAGGCAUCGACAUGUCAGAUGACUUCCUAAGGGUGAAGGUUCAAGACGGAGACGCCAAGCUGCUGGUGAUGAAGGAUGGGAGACGUUGGCAGCCGCCUCCAGGUCUGUCGGACUUCCCUAGAGACCGGUUCAGUCUCAGACGAAGACUCUUCGAGCUGAUGAAGCAGGCUAUCUAUCAGGCUAGGAAUAAAAUGGUGAUCAUGCAACAGCUCCGAGACAAAUAUCGUGAAGACUCCCUCUACAAAAUGGGAUACCUCAUGAGCAAAACUGACAACGCCUGCAAGACUUUCUCGAAGGUUGCCUUCAGGGCAUUCCGUGCCUGCAUCCUAGGCAGGCAGUGGGUCAUGUACAGGCACAGACUCUACGAAAUCCUAUCCACUGAGGAACGAGUCCUCAACCUUUGGUUCACUGUUGAACUACUAGUUGAUUUAAUCAAGAAAAACGAUAACUACCUUAAAGAUAUGCUCGCGAAUGGAACGAAACAUCCGAAGAAGGAAUGGAUAUUUACUGAUUCAUAAACAAAUAAACUUAAUUGUUACUAGUUCUUUUUGCUAUGACUUAUUUUUUUAAGUAGGGACAAGUUAUGAUUAUACUUAAUUUUUAUAUUUAUUCACUGGUAAUAAUAAAUUCAAAAUAGCAUACAUAUUGUAACUUA
Manduca sexta (tobacco hornworm) is the source of this 939-nucleotide messenger RNA. RefSeq lists its product as uncharacterized. The transcript is spliced from 4 exons. NCBI's taxonomy places the organism in Eukaryota, Metazoa, Arthropoda, Insecta, Lepidoptera, Sphingidae. The record is from RefSeq and is a predicted model, not a curated record. The coding region runs from base 53 to 802 and encodes 249 amino acids.